AUGGCGUUGAUCGGCACGAUUGAUCCGUACGUGCCAGGUACGAAAUUCACUAACUAUGUGGAGUUAAUAGACUACUUUUUUUCAUCAAAUAACAUUGCGGAUGAUCGCAAGAAAGACAUUUUCUUGAGUUGUGCGGGUCUGGCAGUUUUUGAGGAGCUCAAGCUGUUGUACCCAGCUACCGACCUUAAAACACUAUCGUACGCGGAAAUCACUAAAAAGUUAAAAGAGAGAUUCGACAAAAUUGAUUCGGAGAUAAUGUUACGAUACAAAUUUCGUUGUAGACGCCAGAGUCCAAGUGAAAGUGGCGAAAACUUUAUUUUAGCGGUGAAACUUUUAGCAGAAUCGUGUGAUUUCGGUGCUUUUCGAGACUCAGCUAUUCGAGAUCAGUUAGUUUUUGGUGUUUACAAUAGGGAAUUACAGAAGCGGUUGCUUAACGAAGAAGACCUCAAUGUCCGUUCCGCGGAAAGAAUAAUUAAGGGUUUUGAAAUGGCGAAUAGUAAUACGCAGUAUUUCCACUCAGAACCAGGCGAAAAUCAUGGCGUAGUCAAUUCGGUGAAAUAUAGGCUCGGAGAUAGGCAAUCUAGGGCGGAUAGACAUGAUCGCAGCCGGAGUAGGUCUAUGGACAGACCCUAUUAUAGGAAUCAGGGUUCUCGGAGUAAUUACAGGCAAGAUUACAGGAGGUAUGAAGGACGUUCGAGGUCGGGCCACAGGAGUUCGAGUCGAGGCAGAUAUGCAAAUUUUGUGUGCCAUUUCUGCAAGAAACGCGGCCAUAUUCAAAAAAAUUGCUAUCGGUACUUAGACAGCCAGAAGAGUUCCGUAAAGUUCGUGAAGGAAGUACAUACGGAGAAGGAAGAUGAAAACGCUGCUGGAGAUGUUCACGAUUACUUCAAACGGCUUCGAGUACAGUAUGACUCCGAUACUGAGGAAGAAGAGUGUCUCAAAAUGUAUUACAGAUCGCCAUCGGGUCAACCCUCGUCUCGGCCCACAAGGGGCAGGUGAGAAUUCAGAAUAGCCAGACUGGACGAAGGCGUAAUAGUACGCUCCAGGUUCAGCAGCCUAACUGUGAGCAUGGGAAAACGCAGCCAAGCCGAGAGGAAAUGGAGGGAUUGCAACAGGACGAAACGCAACAACGAGGAUCAAAGAGAAGUCUCACGGAACGGGAUGAUAGCGAGGAUGAAUUCUACGGGUUCCCGUCCAGUGCAGAGCAACCGUUGCCAGCAAGUAGUGAGUUGCAUCCCAAAUCCUUGCAGCAGCAGUUAGGGCAGCAUUCUACAUCUCAAACCUCAGUGCUACGAAGAUCAAGCAGAUUAAAAAAGAAGAAAAUUGAUGACGCUUUUGUCUAUACAAAAUGAACUAAAAUGUUUAUACAAUUUAAUGAAGUAUGAAAUAAUAUUUUGAACUUGUAUAUAAACUUUCUUAAUUCAAUCAAAGGGGGAAGGUAUUGUUGAGUAUGACGAUUUCGUUCAGUGCACCUAUGGGAAGCGAAUACCGCCGACGGCGGAUAUCAUAAUCAAUAUGCUUGUAGUUGUAAGAUACUAUUGGAUACAAUGUUUACUGUUGAUGUUGAUAGCCCUUUUGAAGAAGAAAUACAAUCACCUAUUGUUGACAUGGGAUAUAAAUAAUACGAAGCUAAUAAACGUGAUCAUUCGAAAGUUGAACAACAAACCUGGUGUUUAGUUUAUUUCAAGAACGUAUAGGUUUCCACGGAGGUGCGCCGUCGCAAUAACCACGCCAUCUUUCCUCAGGGUUGCAAUGUUUCCAUUGAACAGGACUUCAACGCCAGCGUUUGUCAGCUUCUUAACGGACAACAGGUUCUCUCGAAGGGACGGCACGAACAGGACAUCUCUUGCUUCCAUGAUUACUCCACGGUUACUCAAUCCCUUGAUCACGCCUGAUUUCUUCGCGACCAGAGAUUCUCCAUGCUUUGCCACGUUAAUAAUUACCUUGUGUUGCAGCUCCUUCAGCGAUGAAAAGUGUUUCUUCGAGUUUACUAGAUGCUCGCUAGCACCCGAAUCCAGCAGAAAUUCCAGGUUCCUGUCGCUCUCUUGCUGAGCUGAACCGCUGUCCAUGAACACCACCGACUUGGAACCGGAAGCCAGAUUUACAUCACCUUUGUUCAUCCUGCAGUCGCGCUUCAUGUGGCCCUUCUUUCCGCAGGCGUGACACUUUCCGAUGAAUUUUUCCUUCGUCUGCUUCUUCUUUCCAAUGAACGCCGCCGGUUUUUCUUCAAAACUGUGCAUCCUGUCCAUCCUUUUGGAUUCUUCACUGAGUAGCCGAGUCUUCAUCAGCUCGUACGUCAGUUCAUCCUCCGGGAGAUUCUCCAACGCCGUCAUCAACGGGUCAAACGAUUCGGGUAGGGUGAGACUCAGUGCUGAACAGACAUCACUCUCCUCAAGCUUAGAGCCAGCCACACGAAGCUGCCGGAUCAGGUCCUCGAACUGCAGCAGAUGUCCACGAAGCGAUGAACCUUCCUGCAGACGGAGGCGCGCAAUCUGCUUCCUAAUGACGGUCUGCCUUCCUGCCGACUUCCUGGCGAAAGUUUCUUCGAGGACUCUCCACAUAUCCUUCGAGGUCUUCUUUUCCCGAACACAUCCGAGGUAUUCAUCCGCAAUCAAGCUUACCAGCAACGACUUGGCCUUACGAUCCAUUUCUUGAAACUUGGACGCCGCAGCCGCUUCCACCGGAGCAUCCUUUUCUACCGCGUCCCACACACCAGAAGCUUCAAGGUACACCUGGACUCUGAAUUUCCAGGUAUCGUAUCCAUUUCCCGCGAACUGAGGGAUUCCAUGGAUGGCCGCUUCCUUAUGCUUAUCGCCCAUAACCUCUUGAGAUCCGUAAACCGUUAGAAGUGUAGUAGGACUUGGUUUGAAAGAAUAACGUGUUGCUUGAUCGAAGGUUUUAUUGGGAUUGACAAGUAAAAGAAAACUUCUUAACUCUACUUUAAAACUAUGGGUUGCUGUGAUCCAAUUGCUAGGUUCACAACACAUUCCAGUUCAAAUUUGAGUCGAAUGUGAGUCCCAGGGAUUUGAAACAUUCUACUUUAUCUAUCUUAGUAGAAUUGACGAUAAGGUCGACAUGGGGCGAUGUUUUCAUCCAGCGAGAGUGAAAUAUCAUGUAUUUCGUUUUAUUGAGGUUCAAGGAAAGCAGGUUUUCAUCGAAGAACGCUUUCAGCAUCUUCAUGUCUUGUUCCAUGUGGUGGAUAGCUUCUGAUGUAGUCAGAAUUCUAUACGACAACGAAGUGUCGUCUGCGAACAGCCGUGGCUUUCCGUGCAGUCGAAGGUUAGGAAAGUCAUUUAUGUAUAUCAGGAACAGCAACGGGCCUAAAUUACUGCCUUGAGGAACACCGACGGUUGUGGGAGAAAGGGAGCUUUUUGUGCUGUUAACAAGUACAUACUGCGAUCUAUUGCUGAGAUAGCUGCGAAUCAAAGCGUUGCACGUUCCUCUCACGCCGUAGUAAUCAAGUUUACGAAGUAGUACUUCAUGGUUUAUCGUAUCAAAUGCCUUCUUUAGGUCUAGGAAAAGCACUCCAACAAUGCUGCGAUUAUCAAAGGCUUCAUAGAUGUCAUCCACUAGCUCGUGCGCUGCUGUUAAAGUGCUAGAUCCUGUUCGGAAUCCAAAUUGGCUUUUAUAUAGGAUUUGAUGUGCCUGAAAAAAUCUGGACAGCCUGUCGACCAGAAUUCUCUCCAACACCUUGCCAAGAACGGAUAGAACCGAUAUCGGACGAUAGUUGUUGACAUCCGUUCUGUCACCUGACUUGAAUAUCGGUGUUACUCUUGCUAUCUUUAGACAAUCCGGAUAAUUUCCAGUGACUAAACAUUCGUUGAAAGUGUCUUUUUCUUCUCGUUGAAAGCCGCAGGGAUGCCAUCAGGCCCUGGGCUUUUCUUGACAUCGAGGUCUUUGAUCAUGAGAACUACUUCUUGUUCAGUGGCUGGGCUCACGAAAAUGGAGUUCGGCAGGCGAUUCAGCGUGUUGAAUUUAUUUAUGUCCAUGUUGCUGCUGAUUGAAGAGGCGAGCUGCGGCCCGAUGGAAGUGAAGAAUUCGUUGAAGUGAUUAGCUACUGCUUCUCCUGAUGAUUCGUUGCGUCCAUCGAUCUUUAACGUGAUGUCUUCUGAAGAAUCUUUGGUGCGUCCAAUAACAUUGUUAAGGUUUUUCCACAUUGACCUCUGAUUUCCAUUGUUAAAUAAUCCAGUAUAAUAAUUUCUUUUUGCUAAAUCCUUUUCUUUCUGAACUUUUUUUGAAACAUAGCUUAACAUUAAUCGCGCUUCACCAUCAGAAGGGCGUCUACGAACAGCUUUAAGGCAAUUUUAUUUUAUACGUAACCACUUCCAUAAAUGUAAAGUCAUCCAAGGACAUUCGCCUUUAACUUUUGCUUUAACAGUAACAACUUUUGAAAAUUUUGCACGAAGUUGUCUAUAGGUUUCUAUAACGUAUUUGAGUUUUUCUUCUGAUGAACCCUGAGGUAUCUCAUUCAUUGAUACUUGGAAGGCACUAUUAAGUCUAGCAUUAUCGAUAAUUGUAGUCUGUAGCAUCCGUUCAGUUACUGGUUUUUUGAGAGGGAAUGUAGACAUGAUGAAACAAUGAUCACUAAAGUCACAAAAGAUUGUUUCGUUGAUUACAGACGAUUGCAAUGUCUCAGAACAAACCACAUGAUCCAAUAUGUUAUCACUAACUAA
Molecule: messenger RNA, 4673 nt
Organism: Aedes albopictus (Asian tiger mosquito)
Lineage: Eukaryota; Metazoa; Arthropoda; Insecta; Diptera; Culicidae
Exons: 2
Coding region: 1-999 (332 amino acids)
Molecular function (GO): nucleic acid binding; zinc ion binding
Source: RefSeq, a predicted model, not a curated record